Molecule: messenger RNA, 1527 nt
Organism: Anopheles coustani
Lineage: Eukaryota; Metazoa; Arthropoda; Insecta; Diptera; Culicidae
Product: beta-1,3-glucan-binding protein 2-like
Exons: 3
Coding region: 1-1527 (508 amino acids)
Biological process (GO): carbohydrate metabolic process
Molecular function (GO): carbohydrate binding; hydrolase activity, hydrolyzing O-glycosyl compounds
Source: RefSeq, a predicted model, not a curated record
AUGGGAAUUCCAGCUAAUUUGCGCUGUCCGUUCAGAGUCUUAGAAAAUGAUCCUCGUCGAACUGGUCACUAUCAACCGCCUAAGCCACAAUUUGAAGUGUUCCACCCAAACGGCUUAAUUGUGUGGAUAAACGCUGAUCCAGGAAUAAGCUCGUUUACUUUCCAUGGGAAACUUAAUCAACAAUUUUCACAGUUCUACGAUGUAGGUCGCUGGGCACAGACAAUUACUAAGGUCAGGAACGGCCGCUACUUGUUUAUCGAUCGCGAAGCAAAAGUCGUUCCUGGGGAUAUAAUAUAUUAUCGCACAGUGAUUGUUCGGAAUGGUCAAACAUAUCGAACAAAUGCGGGAUCUUUUACAGUGCGAGAACUCCGCCCGGCAUCCACCACACCGUUACCGGGUUCCAGCAUUGUGGUACGAGCUGGUACAUCUGAGACGUUUCCAUAUGUUUUAAAAACCAAUGAACGGCGAACUAAGGAUGUGAGAUCAACAGCAACACAAACAGAUGACAUACAUUUAACCGAUAAUAAAGGUUGCAUCAAAGCAGCGUCGAUCGUUCAAGGAAGAAAAAUUUGCUCGGGCGAGUUAUUGUUUGAGGAAAACUUCAACGGACCUACAUUAGACCUACGAAAGUGGCGAAUUGAAAAUCGCUUUGCAUCAGAUCCCGAUAAUGAGUUUGUAGUUUACGCUGAUUUCAACGAAAACGUGCAAAUCAAAAAUGGCCAACUAGUCAUUCGUCCAACAUUGUUUGAGGAGAAAUUCGGUCCUGGAUCAACGAACAAGCAAUUUAGAUUUGCAGAAGAAUGUACUGGUGAUCGCAGCUCACGUGACUGUAUUCGCGAUUCCCAAAUUGAUUUCGAUAUGAUUCCUCCAGUUUUGACGGCGCAAAUUACAACCAUCAAUAGUUUCCGUUUUGCAUUUGGAAAAGUUGUGAUAAGAGCCAAACUUCCACAAGGCAAUUGGAUUUUUCCACAACUGUAUUUGAUUCCUGCAACUGACUACUAUGGACGGGAUGGAUACGCUUCGGGGUUGAUGCGUGUGGCCUUCGUACCCGGCGGCCCCAGGUUUAAGAACCAACUAUCUGGUGGAUUGAUUUUAAGUGAAAGUGAACCGAUACGGUGUUCUAAAAUGUGCACACUUCAGAGAAAUUUACAGUGGAACAACGAUUUUCACGAGUAUGGACUCAAAUGGACACCCGAAGGAAUAUGGAUGGAAGUAGAUGGAGAGGUAUACUGUACUAUCGAACCUGGGGAUGGGUUGUACCAGAGCAUACAGGCAUCAAAAUUUCAACUCUCUAAUUUGUGGCGAUUGAGUGGUAACCCGAUGGCUCCAUUCGAUAAAGAUUUCUAUUUAGGCCUGGGAGUAGCAGUAGGGGGUCAUUAUGAUUUCCAGCAGUUUGAUGCAAAGCCGUGGAAGGAUCUGGGUGUAAAGGCGAUGUACACGUUUUGGAAUGCGAGGAAUAACUGGUACUCCACGUGGAACGGAAACAGUACUUUAUUGGUAGAUUACGUUCGAGUUUUUGCCGUUUAA